AUGUCGAAUUCAUCAAGCUUGAGAAUAGUUGACAAACUAACCAUCACCUUUCUCGUCGAUAAUCACAUUGAAUGGUUCACUAGAUUCCCCCCUGGAUUCACCCAUGAACUUCCGCAACAUCUGCAAGAACACCACUGCGCGAUCGAUCCAGCAACUGAUACGCCUAUGGCUGAUUUUGACAAGUUUUGUUGUGGUGCCCAUGGAUUUUCUGCUCUUAUCGAGACUGAAAUCACAGGAGAACCCUCCCGCUUGAUCCUCUUCGACACAGGUCCCGAUAACAUCUCCCUAGUCCGUAAUAUUGGUGCAAUGCGAGUGCCAUUGCACAAAGUAGAACGUAUCAUUGCUUCCCAUUGGCACGCUGACCAUACCGGAGUGCCGGCUAAGCCCUGCGUGGCCGACGUCCAUCCAAACAGACCGUUCGCUAGAGGAAUUGCCCCUGGACCUCGUUACGAUAAAGUCAUUGUUCGCCUUCCUCCUGACCCGACUUUUGAACAGAUCGAAGCUGCUGGAGCGACUGUUGAGAAACAUGCAGAGGGUCAUCUUGUUGCGGGUGAUAUGGUUUGGGUAAGCGGUGAGAUUCCGCGAGUGACCUCGUUUGAAACAGGACUGCCUGGGGCGAAACGCUUCGAACAAGGGGUUUGGACUGACGAGCUCCAUAUCAUGGACGAGCGAUACGCAGCGAUAGAUGUUGCCGGGAAGGGGUUGAUUAUUUUCAGCGCAUGCUCUCAUGCAGGUAUCGUGAACGUGGUUAAGGACGCGAUAGCAAAGCUCUCAAGGCCGGUGUAUAUGAUUGUCGGUGGGCUCCACCUAGCUGGAGACUCAAUGGCUCCUCGAAUACAACCCACAAUCGAAUGGCUUUCAAAAAGCCUACGCCCAUCGCCAACCUACAUUCUCCCAAUGCAUUGCACUGGAUUUGACGCCAAGGUUGCGUUAGAAAAAGCUUUCGGGGAAGGUGCUGUUCCCGCCGGUGUAGGAAUCAAGGUGGAAAUUGUGGCUGAUAGAGAACAUGACAAGCGGCUUGCCCCACCUGUGAUUCAGGAGUAA
Molecule: messenger RNA, 1044 nt
Organism: Lentinula edodes (shiitake mushroom)
Lineage: Eukaryota; Fungi; Basidiomycota; Agaricomycetes; Agaricales; Omphalotaceae
Product: beta-lactamase-like protein
Exons: 8
Coding region: 1-1044 (347 amino acids)
Molecular function (GO): transferase activity
Source: RefSeq, a predicted model, not a curated record